AUGUUCCUUGAUUCUGCAAGUCCUCUGCUAAGAUCUUACCAAAGCACCCUCGAGCGAUCUGAUACAAUAAAGACAAAAUUACUCAAUGCUUCACCCCCAAUGCAUCAGCAUGAACUUGUAACCAGACAAACAACCACAACAAUUCCUGAAUAUGAUCUAAGGUUUCAAUAUGUGAUUCUGAAAUCCCUUCAAACAAUUUUACAACAGGAUUCAGAAAGGAUACUACCAUACUACAUUAAAGCUGAAAUGGCUUCACCAGCAAGUUUUGUGUCACCAGGGUGCGAAGCAAAAUAUGACUUUGAAAAUAAUCAUCUACCUCAACCAAGCACGUGUCCUUGUGCAAUAAAGCGCAUUUGCCCAUAUGAAGUUUGUAAUGAACUCGGGAUCUGCAGCACCUGGGCUGAAACAAGAAUGCAUGUAGAUGCUGAUAUCCAGGCUGAUUCAUUUGAGUGUGGUUUCCCAAUAAAAUGUAUAAAAUGUGGAAAAGCUAUACAGGACCGGAGCUCUUGUCAACAGCGUUAUUUAAUACCCAUUUAUGAGUGUAAUUCAUGUAUUGCACAUGGCACAACAGGACCUGAUAUGACUUCAUACCUUGAAUCCAUUGCUGGGCACAAUACAGCAGCUGAUCCAAGAAUUGUUCCCUGUGAGUACUGUAAGAAAAAAUUCGAGACGGUCCGGGGCAUGAGGAUACAUGUGGGGCAUGUCCACAAAGGAGCCAGAGCUAAGCAUUAA
Molecule: messenger RNA, 732 nt
Organism: Schistocerca piceifrons (Central American locust)
Lineage: Eukaryota; Metazoa; Arthropoda; Insecta; Orthoptera; Acrididae
Exons: 6
Coding region: 1-732 (243 amino acids)
Source: RefSeq, a predicted model, not a curated record